Spea bombifrons (plains spadefoot toad) is the source of this 2006-nucleotide messenger RNA. It is a transcript of the gene PRKACB, whose product is annotated as protein kinase cAMP-activated catalytic subunit beta. NCBI's taxonomy places the organism in Eukaryota, Metazoa, Chordata, Amphibia, Anura, Pelobatidae. The coding region runs from base 154 to 1347 and encodes 397 amino acids. The transcript is spliced from 10 exons. Gene Ontology annotation, biological process: peptidyl-serine phosphorylation. Gene Ontology annotation, molecular function: ATP binding; cAMP-dependent protein kinase activity. Gene Ontology annotation, cellular component: cAMP-dependent protein kinase complex; nucleus. The record is from RefSeq and is a predicted model, not a curated record.
CGGCAGAAGCUGCAGUUCCUGUUCCGGAGCCUGCGGCCGAGGUGGUUUUGAGCUCCCUGACAAACAGGAAGCAAGACUUGCGGCCCCCGCUGCUCCCCGACGUCCUCCCAUCUGCACCGUCUGGCUGUCGGCUUACUUUUACCAUCCCUGUUCAUGGCGUCUCACGGCGAGAGCGUCCAGCAGCCCCCCAACACAUCGUCGGCGCUGCAGAAACUAGAGGGCUUCGCAAAUAGGCUCUUCAGCCGAAACGGGAGGAGCGGCGCGCAGGAGCAGCGGGCGACGCACGAGACGGAGGCCCAUUCGGCUUCGGAAAGCACUGCCCUGUGGGAUAAAACAAUGAAAGAAUUCCUCGCCAAAGCCAAAGAAGACUUCCUGAAAAAAUGGGAGAGUCCUCCUCAGAACACCGCCGGUCUCGAGGACUUUGAAAGAAUAAAAACCCUGGGCACCGGUUCCUUCGGGCGCGUGAUGUUGGUGAAGCAGAAGGGCGCGGACCAGUAUUACGCCAUGAAGAUCCUGGACAAGCAGAAGGUGGUGAAGCUGAAACAAAUCGAGCACACGCUGAAUGAGAAGAGGAUAUUACAGGCCGUGAACUUCCCCUUCCUGGUGAGGCUGGAAUAUUCCUUCAAGGAUAAUUCCAAUCUGUACAUGGUGAUGGAGUACGUCCCCGGAGGAGAGAUGUUCUCACAUCUAAGAAGAAUUGGGAGGUUCAGCGAGCCCCACGCACGGUUCUACGCAGCUCAGAUAGUAUUAACGUUCGAGUACCUCCAUUCACUAGACCUCAUCUACAGAGAUCUCAAACCAGAAAACCUUCUCAUUGACCAGCAAGGAUACAUUCAGGUCACAGAUUUUGGAUUUGCCAAAAGGGUAAAGGGCAGAACCUGGACGUUGUGCGGAACGCCGGAAUACUUGGCACCAGAGAUCAUUCUGAGCAAGGGCUACAACAAAGCAGUCGAUUGGUGGGCUCUGGGAGUUUUAAUCUAUGAGAUGGCGGCUGGUUAUCCUCCGUUCUUCGCUGACCAGCCAAUCCAGAUCUAUGAAAAAAUAGUGUCUGGAAAGGUACGAUUUCCUUCGCACUUCAGCUCAGAUCUUAAGGACCUGCUGAGGAAUCUGCUGCAGGUGGAUCUGACCAAACGAUACGGGAAUCUGAAGAACGGCGUAAACGACAUCAAGAACCACAAAUGGUUUGCCACCACGGACUGGAUCGCCAUUUACCAGAGGAAGGUAGAAGCUCCCUUCAUACCAAAGUGCAGAGGACCUGGAGAUACCAGUAAUUUCGACGACUACGAGGAGGAGGACAUCAGAGUCUCUCUGACAGAGAAAUGUGCAAAGGAAUUUGCUGACUUUUAGGAUAUUUGCGAGGACACGAUGACAUCAGGGCUCAUACUGGGAUCUUUGCACUCUGUUAUGGGAUGGAGCGGGGGCAAUCGUUCCUCCGUGAGGCUGAAUGAGGUGUAUAUUUGCCAUCUUCCAUGGGUGCGUUCUGCCCCAACCUUUCCACCCAGGCACCGUGAACGAGCGGCUCGUGCCGUUCCACUUCUAGACCACUUUCGUUCCCUCUCUUGGUUUCUCCUUUCCCCGUCAUGUAUGUCCGGCCCUCACCGUUUUAUUAUUUUAUCGAGCCGCACUCCCUUUUAUUUUGGAAAAUGUAUUAUUUGUGUGAGUGAAGCCGGGAGAUGUUGCAUCCGGGUUUAGACUGACAUACAUGUCGCUUGUAGUUUGCGUCACGCCGAAGGUCUGUAUUCCUUUGUCGUCCUUUCUGAGGGUACAAAAAUCAUCGUUUCAGCUCCCGCGGAGGCCGCCGGUAAUUGGAGGUUUUUUCUCAUUACGGCUGUAAUUUUAUCGAGGGAAAUCCCGUUUAUUAGGGUUCCUCUUUUUGGUGGAUGACCAAACUGGCAAGGAAUAGGCCGAAGUGGCACGUUUGGGGGGUAGACCGCAUGCCUUGGCGUCCUGCACUGCGGUAACUAUGCCACGCAGCGAGAUUCCCCGCCGGUCCUGCCGUCACUGAC